Molecule: messenger RNA, 12160 nt
Organism: Trichobilharzia regenti
Lineage: Eukaryota; Metazoa; Platyhelminthes; Trematoda; Strigeidida; Schistosomatidae
Source: the annotation of a GenBank genome assembly
AUGAGUGAUAAAUUACUUCGUCUUGAAGACCCUUUGCGAAAUAAUUCCUCUGUAUCAAAUUGUAGUGAUGGAAGUAUUCUAAAUGGUGAUGCUCCACUAAGUCAGAACCCUCUAUAUAUAUCACGGAAUUAUUCUAACGGUCAUGCUACAGGAUCUGAGAUAUUGGAAGAUUGUGAUCGCGAUUUCUCCACGAAACCGGUAGUGACAAGGCCUACACUUGGUGAUAAGCGGAACAGCACUGCUACGGGGAGCAGUAGUAGUGGAAUCGGUACGAUGCCUGGUGGAUCUAAUCGUUCUGGGUCUAACGUUCCCAGUUUAAACUCAUAUGAAAAAGAUAAGCUGUCGCAGUCUUCCCGUGACAGAGAAAGACAGUCGAAAAUAUCAGUCGUCAGUCAAGACCAUUCUAAUGAUAAUCAAAAUAAAUCUAGAGAUAUAUACCGCACCCAUCUCACUGAUUCACAGUUAAUGAGACGCAAAACGUACGGGAAUUCACGUACUGGUAGUCCUUCAGUGAGCACAGAUACUAACUCCGAAGCCCAUGUUCUCAAUGACAAUUCUUCUAAUGAUCAGUCUGCCUUAUCAAGAUCUAGAAAACGUGCAAGGAGUGAAGUCCCUAGAAUGGGAUCUUCUGGUUCAAAUAAUCUGUCAUCAAACCCUCUGCUUAGAUCUGUUAAUGAUGAUCAGGAAGACAGUGAAGAUGACGAAAGAGUUGCAUUAAAUAAAGGUAACUCACGUUCAGAUAUUGAAGAAGAUGGAUUUCAUACUGGAAAUGAUUUUGAUGUAGCGCUACGAGGUAGGCAACGCCGUCAAACAUUUCAGUUGAACAGCCGGCAAAGAGAUUCAUCUUUAGGAGGAUAUGCACGUUCGGCUGCCUACGGAUCAACAGGUGGAACUCUGCCUCGUCGUCAACGUAUGACAGGUAGUUUAACCCGUGCUACGACAAUUAGUGGUGUUGAUCCACAUGGAACUCUAAGAUCUGCGUGCAGACUUGCUCAGUCUAUUCGUACUGGUGUUAUUCCACCUCCACCAUCUGAACCACCUCCUGCUACACCACUGUCAGGCUCUUUAAUGUCUGAGUUGGAGUCUAUCGGCCCGAAUACAGUAACCGGUUUACUAAAUCCCUUUGCACUACAAUUACACAAUUCCCAACAACAGCAGCAGCAAGCUUUGGCAGCUGCAGUGGCAGCCGCUAGUGGAUUUUCACAAGUAAUACCAAAUGUCAAUCAAAGUAAUCUAACCAAUACAUACAUGCUCAAUCCUGCACUACUUAAUGCCGAGACAAAUAAAUUACUCCAGUUGCAACAGGCAAAAUUAUUAGCUCAGCAUCAAGUUGGUUUGGUUGAACAACAGCUACGUCAACAACAGCAGCAGCAACAACAACAACAGCAACAGCAAUUCCUAGCUGCUGCUGCCGCUGCCAGUAGUCUAAUGCAACAACAAUCUAUGAAUGGUCACAAUGUGGCGAAUGCAUCGUAUAUCCAAGGUUUUGGUACCUAUGGACGUACGUCUCGACCUGGAUCCGCGAUACCACCUUCUAUGCAGGCAUAUUUAUCACCCGCGAAUCUAUUAUCUGCUCAACAGCAGCAACAGCAACAACAACACUUGGAACAAAAUCAAUUAUUGUUGACCAGUGAUCAAAAUGUACAAAUGUCCACAUUUAAUUUUACCGGUUCUCCAUCAGUAAAUUUAAAUUUAAACUCAGAACAAAAUGAAGUGAGUGCCAGCAAAUCGCCUUCAGAAUGUGGUGCCAAUGGUGGUGGUGGUGGCUCAGGUUCGGUGGUUUACGAAAAUUCCUACAGUUCAUUCAAUAAACUUUUAUCGAACAAUAUCUUGCCAAAUGUAUCACUCUGUCAAACUGGUUUACAGUCAUUCAUCUCUACUAAUGCCAGUAAUCCAAAUGAUGCGAUAUACCUGGGUACAGGACAAAAUGUAUCUAUGAUGAAUAAUGGUACAAUUGGACAUGACAACAGCGCAACUGUCAACUGCCCAUCUCUUGUUCAGACGUUUAUAUCUGCCUCACAACAACAACAACAACAACAACAACAGCCGAAUCGUUCUAACAAUCCUGGAUUAGUUGACUCAACAAGAAGUAUUGAACCGACUUAUUCGACGACAACUGACGCAUUGCGUGGUAAAGGCAAAAGUCAUUCAGACUCAGUGGUUGUGGUUGAAAGGAAAUCAAAGCAUCAUUGUCCUUGGUAUUAUUGGAUUAUCAGUAUAUUGAUAUUAGCUUUUCUUUUGGCACUUGUACUGGCUGUAUCGUUUUCAGAGGAGAAAAAACGUUUGGAUUAUCGAUUACAAGAGCGAUUUGCCCAGGAUCCUGCAAUUAUUGGUCUCUUCGAUCCCACCUCUCCUCCGUAUAUUCUUGAAGCAAAUAAACCUGUAAAUAUUAUCCUUGAACCAAUGAAAUCAUGGUCAGGCCAAUGGCAUAUGCCCACAGCACGAUAUAUACGUUAUAACAUUACAGUAUCGUCAUUCGCUUCAUCUAUCGGUGUUUUCAUGCGGCAUAAUACUAUGCCUACUAUAGUACACUAUGAUAUAUUCGACAGGAUCACAGGGCAUAAUUUACUGGCGAAUUCUGGCCGACAACAAUUAGGUAGUCGUACGAAGCGAUCUGCACCGUCAAACAGAAUAACAAAGUCUCUACUACAAGUCGGUUCAAACGAGGAAACACGUGAAACUGGACGUUUGCAUUAUUUAGAUGAAGGUAUCUGGUUUCUGGCCUUAGUUAACGAUCAGCCUAGACGUGAACCAAUCACUUUCUCUAUCGGAGAUGCAGUGAUGAAGCGGGGCUGUCCAAACGACUGCAGUAAUCGUGGUGUCUGUGAUGCAGGUGUCUGUGACUGUGUAAACGGAUUCAAGGGUCCGGAUUGUUCAAUAGCUGAAUUGCCGAAAGUAUGCAGUGGACACGGUGAUUAUGCAUCUGGUGCUUGUCGAUGUUAUCCUGAAUGGAAAGGUCAAGAAUGCCAGACGCUAUGGUCUGAGUGUGAAGAUCCAACGUGUUCUGGUAAUGGUCGUUGUGUUGUCGGCGAAUGCCAGUGUUAUGAUGGUUAUGCAGGCAAUACAUGCCAGACACGUACAUGCAUCUCAUCUAAUUGUUCUGGACAUGGAGUUUGUAUGGAUGGAAAUUGUCGGUGUUUUACUGGUUGGUCAGGUAUAGGCUGUGAGUUACCUAUACCAAAUCAUAUAAUGAGCUCAGAAUUAAUUCAGCCCUCCUCUGGUCCAUCGUCUGCCGGUAAAAAUAGUAAUGGAAAUGGCAAUAGUAAAAUGUCGAAUCGGCUGAUGAUGAAAUCGUCAUCUUCGCCGUCUUCUUCAUCUACUAUGCGUGGCAUGACUUUAUCACCUAAAUCCGUUGGUUUGUUAUUAGAUGCUGCUGCAGAACAAGAGUGUCCACUUGACUGUGGUCCGAAUGGUAUUUGUGACUACAUCAAUGGAUAUGAACAGCCUCAGUGCCGUUGCUUUUCCGGUUGGACAGGUUCAACGUGUACUACUAAACGAUGUGAUACUCGGUGUUUCAUUAACGGACAUUGUACUAAUGGUACAUGUACUUGUAAUGUUGGAUGGAAUGGAAAGUAUUGUACAUUAGAUGGAUGUCCUGACCAGUGCAACAAACAUGGUCAGUGUGCAAUGAAUUCAGUUUCGGGUAAUUAUUACUGUCAAUGUGCCUCGGGCUGGUCUGGUAGUGCGUGUCAGAGAGAAAUUGAAACAACAUGUGAUGAUGGAAUAGAUAAUGACCGUGAUAAUCUAAUCGAUUGUUUAGACCCGGACUGUUGUACAUCAACUCAUUGUGAUCGACUGAUUAAACUUGAUUCAAAUGCUGGUGGAUUAGCGGCUGAAAAUGCACAACAAAGUUGUGCACACAGUGAACCAUUUGAUUAUUAUUUGUUAAUUACACCAGUUGCCCCAUUGGGUAGUGCAUUCUAUGGUCAAUUGGAAUUUUUGUUAAGACGUGAAAGUAUUGUUGUAGUGAAUUUUGAUCCAAGGCGUAUUUCCGUUGUCCGUGGUGUUGUACGUCAAUGGGAUGGAACUGUCUUCUGGGGUUGCCGGGUAUCUGAUCGUGCAAAUAUGCAAAAUGGGUAUACAUUAACUGAUAAGAAUGGCAGAUUUGAUUUACCAGUUGAUGGGGGAACCAUUGUCCAGUUAGAAUUUCUACGCUACCCAACUGACCAGUUUUCAGCAGUACACAAUCUAUAUGUACCUGUUAAUCAGAUAGUGUAUAUGGGUGAUUUUUAUAUGUAUGAUGCUAAACAAUUGGCAAGUAGUUCUCCUUUUUCAACUGGUGGCAGUGGAUCUGUAGCCUUGUCCAAUCUGUUGUUAGGUGUUGGGACUGGUGAUACCGGGGGUACACACGCUUUAUCAUCAAUACACAGUGAUCUAUGGAUAAUGAAGAAUAUCAUGUUUCAAGUAUCUCAUAAGAAUAUAAUUUUACAAAAGUCAUGUAUCAACGGAAAUGUACACGAUAUAAUUACACUCGGUGGGCCUUAUGUACAGAUAAAUUCACUGAUGGACAUUUCAACUGUUUGUUUGGAUAAACAAGGCAUUAUCUGCAUAAGAAAUGGUGCAUUAAUCUACAAUAUUCCCAUAAAGGAUACACAACUACGUCUCAUAUAUCGAUCUGAUCGUACUAUUGGCUACAAACCGGGCAUAUUGAUUCAUUUACUGGCAUCGAAUCGUGCUCCUCCAAUGAAUCUGAAAGAAAUUCAACUUGUAAUUGAUAUUGCCGGUCAACGUCAUAUUGAUAUUUUGGAACCUGAGCCUGGUUUAUCAAAAUCUUUUUACUGGAAUAAAACAGAUGGUUACAAUCGAUCUGUUUAUGGUUUAGUUGAUGCUAAAGUAUCUGUUGGUUAUGUGUAUACAAAUUGUCCACGUGUAUUCUGGGAACAUAGACUUGUUCAAAUAACUGGUAAUGAACUUAUCAGUUCAGAUUUGGCUAAUUGGAAUUUGAAUAUCCUGCAUACAUACACAGUCAAUCAUGGUAUUGUCUAUCGCGGUGACGGUUCACAUCUCUAUUUGAAACAAACGGACUGGCAUAUUAAUCCAGUUGUCGGAUUAACCGAACAACGUAGGCUACCAAACGAUUGUAGUGAGUGUUCUAUUGGUGAUAAGCCAUCUCGGCAAUUACCUCUACGUAAUCCCCUUUGUCUGUUUACUGACUCCGUUGGCAAUCUUCUUGUCGGAGAUGGUGGAUACCUACGAUGGAUGAAUUCUACGAAAUCAAAUGAAGAGUUGAGUUCAUCAUCCUCUGGUCAGUCACCCUCGUCAUCGUCAUUUAGAAUGCCUCUAAUAAGAUCAGAUUCAUUGAACAGCCAUAUUCAGGAACAACUGAAGCGUAAUGAUCGUAGAAUAUGGGAAAUGUUUGGAGACUACAAACUUGACUUCCUUCAGUCUAAUUUUGAUGAAGACCAAUUGGCCGGCUAUUUUAUUGCUGCACAUCCGAGCUAUGCUUAUCGUACAAACGAUUAUUCUAUGCUUACAACACCAUUAGGCAGUAGUGGGAAUAUCGGAGGACUCGACUUCUCUAAUGGAUUAUUUCUGUCAGAUACUAACAGUAAAAGUAUUUGGUGGCUGAAAACCACACCUAAGCUGUCAGCACACGUAUUAAUUGGUGAAGCAUGCUCAUUACCAGAGUCUAAAUCAAAUAUCAUCUCAGAAUCCUCGUCUUCAGGAUCAUCAUCAUCAUCAUCAUCAUCGACUUUCAAUUACCAAGAAUUCUGUGCUAAACAAGAAUUGAAAUCACCUAAGGGUAUUGUUGCUACACAAAUGGAGCUGUACUUUAUUGAUUCCCAGUCAAUUUGGUCAUUACCGCUACGUCAGACUAGUGCCAACUCCAUUCCAUCUCCUCGACUUGUAAUUGGUGGUAAUCCCAGUAAUUCAUGGAGUAAAAAGUCAGCCACGUCGGCAAAUACAACCACAACGAAUAUAAGUGGCAGCAGUGCAUCUGGAUCAACAAAAACAACUACUACUACGACUUCUUCAACACCGCCUUGUGAUCGAUCUGUCACUGGUCAUCAAAUAUCGUUGAAUAAUCCUAAACACCUAGUGUUUAAUCCCUUGGAACAGACGCUAUAUUUCUCAGACGACAAUUAUGUUUAUCGUUACCAUCUUGUCAGUCAAAUGGUAUCAUUGGCAGCUGGACGCUUGAGUGGUUGUCCUAUUAAAACAGACGAUUGGAGUUUUGCUCCAUUGGCUACACAAGUCGAACUGGAAGAAAUUCGCGGUCUCAGUGUCUCACCACAAGGUGAUCUAUUCAUAGCACAAUCUCAGCGUAUAUGGGUUCGUCGGUCAGCUGAUAAUCGUUUGUAUCCAGUAGCCGGCAAGUCACCUGAUAAACAGACAAAAGCUGACACUGAAAAUUCAAAACAAGCUAAUUUCAAUAUUCAUCAUCUGGAUGAAAUUGAUUUAGGAUUAGCUAAAGAAUUUGUAUUCGACAGUAUCACUGGUAUAAGUGUCAGUUUAUUCGGUGAAUUAUUUGUAGCUGAUAAUGUUCACAACAGGGUCUAUCGUGUUCACUAUCAGUUACCAGAGAAAUCAGAAUUGAGCAACACAUAUCGAAUAUUACAUUCACAAACAGAUGAAAUCGACUCAUUCGGUUCCUACGGUCAGUUGAUAUCUACAGAGAGUGCUUCUACUCAGAUGAUAUCGCAUAGGUUAGAAUAUCGUAAUAAUGAGAUAAGCGGUUGGCUGUCACAAAUUCGUGGUGAUGAUCACAGUAUUAAAUUGAGUAUACACCGAGACACGCACGGGAAUCUGCUGCGUUUACAAACACCGACAGGUCGUUUGUACAAUGUAACACUGGAACCUGGCUCUGGACAACGCAUCAGUACACUGAUUGAUCCAAUUAACGGAGGCUCAUGGAAAUUUCACUACUCACAGGAUGGUCUUUUAACUCAUGUGAAAAAUCCUCAAGACUCAGGUUAUGUACAGUUUCAUUAUGCUUCUGAAUCAGGUCGCUUAUUGUAUAUUACAUAUCCGAAUGAGAAAUCUAUUGAUGUAACCAAAGCAGUAAGAAAUCAGAUCCCAGUGAAUAUGCGAUAUGAUGCAAAUCGAAAUAAUGCCCCUGGUGGUCUUAGUGACUCAUCGAACCUUCCUGACCAUUUGAAUACUGUAAUUAUGAUGCAAACAAGUGAGUCAAAUAAACAAGUAAUGGAAGUGGACUAUGGUGAUACAAAUAAUCUAUGGAAAGUUAGUCUAAGUCAAGUCUAUCAUAUUCAAAAGGAUGAAUACAGACCAGUUGAAUUAAUCAGGCGAAUUACAAUACCUGGCAAUACAAUUAGAAAUGCAAUUGAACAUGUAGAUGUGUGGACGUACUACCUGAAUGCUGAAAACAAUCCUAGGCUAUCGGUUGAUGGUUAUUCCUCAUCAGGCAUUCAUACUAGUAAAAACUCACAAGCCUAUAACUUUUUCAAUAAUCACUUUAAACGCAGUGUUUCAGAACAAGGCCAUCAAUAUGAAUCUAAUUUGUUAAAUCGUUCAAAACGUCAAAUUUCUAAUCAAUAUCUCCGAAGAUUUUCACCUCGAUCUGAUUAUAACCGUAACAGUAAUAAUAAUAAUAACAAUAAUUUCGGUGAAGAGGUGGACUGGCAUUAUCAGAAGACUUUAAAAGUGAAUGGGCAAAGUCUGCUGAAUGUGAAAUUCAACUGGGCGUUACAAUUAGAAACUUAUCAACAUGCUUCAACUGGACAUAUUCUCCUACAAAUUGUUUACAAUGCAAAUUUUCAACCAAUGAUUUUCAAUGCUUCUACAAGUUAUCUACACUCGACAAUAAUGACAGCUGGGCAUGAAACGUCGUUGUCAACGAAAUCCGAUUAUAAUAAUAAUAAUAAUAAUGGUUAUGCACGACCGGCUACACUGACUCUUGCUUAUACAAAGACGGGACAUUUGAGUGCAGUUGAAUGGGGUAAUGCAAGCUAUCGAUUUUCGUACGAUGCAUUGAAUCGACUGAAAGCAGCCGAUUUAGGCAGACCUACAGAUACUGUAUCAUUUCAAUAUGGAAAUCCGAAUAUCCCUUACCAGCCAACAAUGAUUUCUGUUAGCGGAGCCGGUCUUUACACCUUGUUGUAUUCCGAUAGUCCUUUUGGUACUAAUGAACAUCAAGUACUGCACUCGUCAUCAUCUUCGUCUUCAUCUACAUCGUCAUCAACACGAAAUUAUAUGGGUCUUUCUGGAAUAAUUACUCCAUCGGGUCUAAGACGUCAAUUCAGAAGAAUUAAUGGAUUAAAAGUUAAUCGGCUGAUGUUCACGCCUUGGCCAGAUUCACCUGGUGCCUGGACUUAUGAAUGGGGUAGUGAUGUGAGCGACUCAACAAAAUUCUCGUCGGAUAGUAGUUCACAUCUACUACGUUUCAUUUGGCCAAGUAAUUAUAGACGUAUAUCCGUAUUACCUAAGCAACAUUUUAUUAUCUAUGAUAAAACGUCAAUUCGAUGGGAUCCCAAUGGACUGAAGCAACCAGUGAAUAUGUUAACCGCCCCACUUGUCCAGUUAACUGAUAGUGCAUCUGGCUUUCGUCUACAGUAUCAACGAACAUUUCAAGGAAGUCUGCUACAAUCAUUACACAUAAAUCAACGCCUACCUGGUGUACGCAAUGCUCAUCCUAAUCUCGGUGGUAUCUUAAACGCAAAAUUCACUUAUGGUUAUGAUUUAAAUAUGAAUCUUGUAAGCAUUCAUACCUCAUUGUUCAUACGACAAAAUGAUGAAGCUGACUUCAGCAAUACUAUUCACCCAGACGACAAGACAGUAUUGAAUGAAGAGUCAUCAAUUCGAUUGGAUUCAUUAACUGGUCGUCUAAUAACAAUGAAUGAAUUCACUAUCAAUCACCAGUCGUCUUCAUUGCAUAUCACACACAAUUUGAAAAAUAUCCAACUGUAUCGUCAAUGGGAUGAUCGUCAACGUAUUGUACAAUGUGUAUUGUAUUCAUUGAACACUAGACGUGAACUACUGUAUAAUCUGUCAUUAUUAUAUCAACCGAAUGCACUUCAAGCAUUACGACAACGUGAAGAACGUGAAGGUCAAGUACCACGAUGGAUUACAUAUGUACACGGUCCAGGUGGACGUUUAGAAGCUGUCGAUCGUGAAGAAGCUGGUACAAGUUUACGAUCUCAUAGCCAGUUGAUACACAAUGCUGAAGGGAGAAUAGCUCAUCUACGUAUAGCUACGUCAGAUCCUCAACUACCAUUGAAUGAAAGAUUAGAGGCCGGGUCAACAAGUCGAUCCGAGGAGUUGCAAUUCAUCUAUGACUCAAGAGGCUUGCUAACACGGCGUGGUAAUUGGCACUAUAGUUUUGAUGAAGACGGCUUUCUAACUAAACGUUAUCUACACAACUUUUAUAUAACAGAUCAAUUUGCGUAUAACAGUAAAGGAUUAUUGAUAUGGGCAGAGCGUACAGUAGAUAAACGGGUUGAUUCCUCAGCUUCGGAUAGUUUUCAUUCACCAUCCUCGGAUCAAUGGGCUUUAGAAGAUGAUGCUGGUUUGAGACGGUCGUAUUCAGUUCAAUUUGUAUACGAUUCUGAAGACCGAUUGAUUAUUGUACGCGAUACACUAGUUGUACGUGAUUUAGUCCAAUACUUUUAUGCUGAUCCUAAUCAUCCUAUGCGUUUAACGCAUAUCUUCAAUCAUGGUCGGCUUAAAACUAUCCGAUUGUUAUAUGAUCCUAUACAUGGUCAUUUAUUCGCCUUGGAGCAAUACGAUAAUGCUGGUUUAAGCGCAAAUACCAAUGAAAAAAUGGAUAAUAAUUUAAACUCUAAUAAUAUUCAAUCGCCAAUGAAUUCAUUUGAUGAUAGCCAAUUCCAUCAAGACUCUACUAUUACAGCACAGAAACAUGUAUUCUUUGUAGUCACCAACCAUGAAGGUAGUCCAACUGCAGUUUUUUCGGAGAAUGGAAAAUUGGCGUGGGCCGCUGAGUACUCUGCUACAGGAAGUCGUCGUCUAACACUACCCAAUCGUAGUAAUUUCUUCACUCGUGCUCUUAUUGAAGAGAUCGAUUUACCAUUGGGUCAUGCAUCAUGUGUUACAGAUUUUCAUACAGGCUUUCUAUUCUGUCCACCAGUUAAUCGUGCAUAUGAUCCUCUAGGUGCAACAUUCACUAGUCCAGAUUGGCGUGGUCUUGUUUCCUCACGACUGCCGAGUGUAAAACGUGAUCCAUCUGUUUUAGAUACGCAUAAAUGGGGUCUGAUUGAACAAGAAUCCUUAGGCAUCGGUCCAUAUGGUCUGUUUUCAGAACUUCGUAAAGCUAUGAAAUCGCCUACUUGGUGGCUUAAACAGAUCGGUUUCAAUGUGGAUAAUUUCCUCACAAAAUUUGACAUUUUUGAUGGUGGUAUGAAGAGUAGUAGUGAAAGCCUACUGAAGAACUUUCUGCCCUUAUUCCCAACUGAUAUCACUUCCAUCAAUCUAGUCAGUCAUACUCACAAUCAAGAAUAUAAACAAUUGAACAAAAAGUUGGAACGUCUUAGCAUGCUUGAAUCGAGUCGUUUAACUCCAGGUGGUCCACACGGCAGUGGGUUAUCUAGCUUUCUUCUUGACUCAACAGACGUUAACGACGAAAUAUCUUUACCUCUAUUGCCGGCUAAUACUAUGUUUGAAUCUGAAGUUGGUUAUUCACUGGAUCAAAAUGGAUAUGUUGAAGUUGUCUCCAUUAAUCAAUCACAACCAACUAAUAAUCAGUUUCAGUCUAAGCUAACAGACAGUUCACUGGUGAUAAAACUUGCCUCUAUACUUAUCUCAGGUACAAAUCUUGUCGACUGGUGGAGUUAUUCCAAGUCAUCUUCAUCGCUGGCAUCAACAAGAACAACGCCAACCUCCGCUUCAUCAUUGCCACCGAUGUCACAAUUUGAUACAGAACUGUUGUUUAUCCAGUUAUUUAUUUCGCCUAAAAAAGAUUUUCAGACUACACUUAAACAAUUGACUAUGCUAGGCAUUAAAUUACCAAUGUAUGAUACAAUGACUGGUAUUAAUUUAACUCUUAUGAAUUCAAAUGAUAAGUAUAAAGAAGUAUGGAUAACUCGGCAUAAUUUACAAUGGAGGAUAAGAUAUAUGAGCUCACCAGUGUCAUCUUCAUUGGCCUGGUCUUUCCUGAUCAAUUCAACUAUUGAUAAUGCAAGAGAACGUGGUGAAACUUCAGCCUGGUUAAAUGAAGCUAAAUUACUUCAACAAUUACUGUCAACAUCGACUUCACCAUCAUCAUCAUCAUCAACAGGAUCGAAAAUGGAGAAUUUUAUGAAUUUAAAUGCAAUUGUUAAUCACAGAUUAACAUCAAAGUAUAUACUAGGAUUCAAUUAUCCAUGGAAUAGGGAGGAAGUAAAUGAACUGGCACAGAGUCAUUCUGUUACAAAUUACCAAUGGAUUCCAUCGGUAGAUAUUUUACAGUAUCCUGUUCCCCCAUCUGCAUCGUCAACAUUAUCAUCACUGUCUUCGGAUACUUCUGCAUUUUGUAGACUUUAUGAUCAUGCAAGUAUGUAUCAGAUAAGACCAAAAGAAUUGAAUAAACAUGAGGAGAAGACAUGAAGAAAUACAAAAGUAGAUUUGGUGUAGUUUAUAAUCGAGAUUUACUAAGGUUGGUCUGUUAAUUGCAUUGUUAUUAUUCAUUUGUUUGUGUCACUGAACUUCAUAAGUGGUUAUUACUAAGGCGAAUAAUAAUAAUAAUAUUGAAGAAUUCAAUUAUCAAAAGAAUGAAUACCGAACAAAGAAUACUCUUUUCGAUAACUUCAUCAUCAGGCUCUACAGUUAUAUAUACAUUAUAGUGAAUGAAUUAGUGUUAUGAACAACAUAAAUGUUUCAAUAACAUCGAAUCAAUAAUAAUGAUAGAUUACAGCUGAAUAGCAUCAACAUAAAAUAAGCUGAAUGUCAGAAAAAUUAGGAAGGAUAAUGUUACAAAUCCAUGGAUUUGUAGUUUCUACUGAAGGCCGGCCAGGGCAGUAGUAGGGGCUGGACUUGCUUCUUUUGAACACAAAGCACUGGUUGUUUGAGGCGAAUCGCAAUAGCCUCUGCUGUUUGGAGGAUGCGGUGCUUCGAUGAUUUUGGCACUUUAUUUGGUACCCGGUAGACUAUAGAGAAGGAUUCUUCCAUGCUGGCUGGCUUUGUGGCCGGUUUGGACCAGAAGGUCCAAUAUCGAACUGUUAAUGGUUUUCACUACACCUUUACUCAAUGACGCAGAUGCAUCCACUCCUUG